GGAUCCGCUGGCAUGCUGCGCCCCAAGGCUUUGACCCAGGUGCUAAGCCAAGCCAACACUGGAGGCGUCCAGAGCACCCUGCUGCUGAAUAACGAGGGAUCGCUGCUGGCAUACUCGGGUUACGGAGACACGGAUGCCCGGGUCACUGCGGCCAUCGCCAGUAACAUCUGGGCGGCCUACGACCGGAACGGGAACCAAGCGUUUAACGAAGACAAUCUCAAAUUCAUCCUCAUGGACUGCAUGGAGGGCCGUGUGGCCAUCACCCGAGUGGCCAACCUUCUGCUUUGUAUGUAUGCCAAGGAGACUGUGGGCUUCGGAAUGCUCAAAGCCAAGGCCCAGGCCUUGGUGCAGUACCUGGAAGAGCCCCUCACACAAGUAGCAGCAUCAUAAUGGAUAGAGAUGGAAGCUGGGGUCAGAAAAGAGAUGACUGUUUGGAGGGGCAGGAUCCUUGAGAAUACCUUCUUGGGCUGUGGUGGGAGGAUGAGACUUUGUUUUUCCAAGAAUAAACUC
Messenger RNA from Chrysochloris asiatica (Cape golden mole), 510 nucleotides. It is a transcript of the gene LAMTOR2, whose product is annotated as late endosomal/lysosomal adaptor, MAPK and MTOR activator 2. The record is from RefSeq and is a predicted model, not a curated record. Gene Ontology annotation, biological process: positive regulation of TOR signaling; cellular response to amino acid stimulus. NCBI's taxonomy places the organism in Eukaryota, Metazoa, Chordata, Mammalia, Afrosoricida, Chrysochloridae. Bases 13 to 390 code for a protein of 125 amino acids. The transcript is spliced from 4 exons. Gene Ontology annotation, molecular function: molecular adaptor activity; guanyl-nucleotide exchange factor activity. Gene Ontology annotation, cellular component: Ragulator complex.